UAUCUGUAGUCUUCAUCCAGAAAAACAGCUAUUAUUAACUCUAAAUUCACAAAUCGCCGUUUGCAACAUCAGCGCCUUUAGAUAAAGAAAAAUGAUUCGAAUUCGCGAACGCUCGCAUAGUGUGCCCUCCAAGUUACGGGUGUCCGACCACGAUGAUGAUGUUUCUGUAGCGGCCCUAGCCUUGGCUGGUCUUCGACUGAGCGGCAAGGUGAACCGCGUUAUAGGAAAUUUAGCCGCGGAUAUUAGAAAUGAAAAUAUUGAUGCAAUAGGAAACAAUGUAGUGUUGGAAAAUACAUCGGCAGCUUGUAAUAAAAAGCACGAUAAUCUUGCGGCCGCAAAAGUCGAAGCUAAAAAUGGCAUAUUGGGCUUAGCAGUCUGUCGCAAUAGCCUGAAGCGCAAGUUUGCAGAUGCCGCGUAUUGUGGAGUGGAGAUUGAAGAUGGAGUGAAUUCUUCAAACAGUGCUAAAAAGAAAUUGGAUUUUGGAGAAGUAUAGAUUUCUGAGAUAUCGCAUAGCAUAUCGCAAGCUAUGAAAAUGUCCGCGCAACAAUUACUCCGAACCGUAGCCGCAGGACCAGAUGAAGAAUAUUCUAAACAUUUUUAUAUACAUCAGAAUUGUUUACAAAAUUAUUACUUCUGCAUAAUUAAAGGCGUGUCAGUGUUA
This is a messenger RNA of Scaptodrosophila lebanonensis, 661 nucleotides long. RefSeq lists its product as uncharacterized. Bases 92 to 493 code for a protein of 133 amino acids. The record is from RefSeq and is a predicted model, not a curated record. Lineage: Eukaryota; Metazoa; Arthropoda; Insecta; Diptera; Drosophilidae. The transcript has 2 exons.